Mytilus californianus (California mussel) is the source of this 2446-nucleotide messenger RNA. RefSeq lists its product as uncharacterized. NCBI's taxonomy places the organism in Eukaryota, Metazoa, Mollusca, Bivalvia, Mytilida, Mytilidae. The transcript is spliced from 7 exons. Bases 223 to 888 code for a protein of 221 amino acids. The record is from RefSeq and is a predicted model, not a curated record.
CUAUAUCAGAGCGAUCAACAAACAGAACCUAAAUUAUUAAGUGCGUUCGUAGGAAAACAAGAUGAAAUUAAAAGGACGAUUAAAAAAGAAAAAUUCUGAAAACUUUGAAACCGGAUUUUAGGAGCAUAUAAAAGAGCACUUCUCGAGAGGCAUAUCAUAUUGUAGAGAAGAGAUACUAGCAAAUACUUUGCAGUAUUUUAAACUUUAACAAUUUACGAAAUCAUGAAGAUUGCAGUGGCAUUAUCUAUUCUGUUGGUCGUGUACGUGGAAACUGCACCUGAAGUAAAUCAUCUGAUUGAAAUUGAUCAUCAGGGUCAGGAAAUACAUAUGGAUGUUAUACAUGAUACUAUCGACAAAACUGUCAUUGCAGUCAUUGGCGAUGUUUCUAAGUACAAGAAUGGGAUACCAACAGUGAAUUUCCAUGAUUAUAACACGGGUUACGGAGUACUAAAGAACAUUAACAAAAAAGCGUGUAUCUUAACAAAAACACCCGUUCCCAUGGGAACAGACGAAAAGUACAGAAUUGGUGUUACCACUGAAGUCCAUGAUCAUUUCCUAAAGAUAAUUCCUGUAAAAAUGUUAUAUGAUGACGUCAAAGCUUUAGCAGGAGAAAGGCCAUCAUCGUUUUGUAAAGACUACACGACACUGUAUGCUGAAGUUACGCCAGUGAACAAACCCAGUAGACAGAAAAGAGGUACCAAAUUAGAGGACGCAGACACUGACGAUGACACGAAAGAUGCCAAAGGAACAUUCAAACUCAUUAGUCAAAAUAAACUGACAACGCCAUGGCAAAAAUGGAAAAUACCAAAAGACAAACAACAGUAUACAAAACAUAAUAUAGAAAACUCAAGAUUGAGCAACAAGAACCCCACCAAUAACCGGGGGUGAUCUCAGGUGAUCUGGAAGGAUACACAGAUCCUGUUCCAGCUGUGACACCCGUCGUGUUACUCAAUGUAAGUGCAAGCCCGGUGAUAAGUCUAAUACGGUAGGCUACAUUCGGGUCACAAGGAUUAUAUUGCAAUAUUGAAAAUACAUAUAUUCCUUCGAAUUUUGAUAUGAUAAUGAUUCUUUUUUUUUUUACAAUUGUAUCACAUAUAUAUUAAAUAUUAUAUAUAUAUUAUAUAUUAUUAUCCUCUUAUAUUUGAUGCGUUUCCCUCGGUUUUGGUUUGUGAACCGGAUUUGUUUUUAUCUCUAUCGAUUUAUGAGUUUCGAACAGCGGUAUACUACUGUUGCCUUUAUGUAUGAAAGAAAAUGUUAACUUCUAACAAGUGUCAUUACAGAAUAUAUUGACAUGCAUUCACGUAUGAUUUUCAAUGAGAUAAUUAUCUCUAAAGACCAAUAAUCAAAAUGUGAACAAUAAAUAACCGUACCGUAUAAUUAGUUUGAAAAGGCACAAGGAUUACAAAAUACGAAACAACUCAAAAGAGAAAACCAACGGCAUGGUUCUACAAAACACGAACAACAGUCAUAUGGCAGACGAUUUAAUUAAAAACGAUAACUACUAAUUCACAUGCGCCUGGCUUGGGACAGUUACAUACAUAAUGUGGUCAAGCAUGCUUAUGAGCGCUUAAUCUUUUCCCUUAAAUGUGACGGAUGUGUAAAAUAAUAACAUAAGAGCUGACUGUAAAAUCAAUCGGAAAGAGCUUGUUCCUUCUGUUUGGUACUUAUCACAAAGAUAAUGACAGAUAGAUAAAGGAAACCCGGCAGAGAUCUUAGAGUAGUCGAAAUUAUUAAAAGGUAAUUCACAGCCAAAUUAUAACUAAUUAAUAAAAUAUGUUUUCUCAGACUAAAUUGAACAUUUAUCUAGGAAAAAAGUUGCAUUUUGCGCCAAUAAUGAAAUCAAUUCAUGAGCUCUCAUUCAGCAACAAAGCAUCACCAGUUAAAACAAACCACACCCACUUACUCACAUAUUGUUGUCAAUAUUAUGAAAUUCUAUGCGACUAUCAUACAAGUGAUAGGCUAAGCUAGCUAUAAAACCAGGUUUAUUCCACCAUUUUCUACAUAAGGAAAUGCCUGUACCAAGUCAGGAAUAUGAAAGUUAUUUUCCGUUCGUUUGAUGUGUUUGAGCUUUUGAUUUUGCCAUUGGAUAAGAGACUUUAUGGUUGGAAUUGUCCUUGGAGUUCGGUAUUUUUGUUAUUUUACUUUUUUUGGUUAAAUGUGCACAGUGUAUUAAAAGUUUAUUUCCCAUUUUGUAUAGUUGCUAGGAACUGGUGUCUAUUUUCCCGUUGUGCGUUUCGUUUAUCAGCAUUUAAUGCCGCCUUAGAUGCAUCUGAAAAAUGAACGAAGACCUGCUAGUAGACCUGAUACAGACUGUGAUUAACUAUCGAAAUAUGAUUAAUUGAAAUGACUUUAAAAUGUUCAAAGAAUGACAAUUGCUUUUAGUGGGUAUCCGAACAUACAUACUUUAUGUACUUUAUGUGUAUAAUUAAAAAAAAAUGAUACUGAA